CGAUUCGGCGACAUAGUAGUGAGACAACUUAGCUAGGACAGUUCGCUCUCGAUAGAUUCGCCCUCGUGAAAGGCGGCCUGCUAAAACCCCCAAUACGCAUAAUGGCAGCCACCAAGGUUAUCAUCCCGCGGGAACGGCUCGUGGCUUUGCAACAGGCUUACGACACACUAUGCUUAUAUCUCGGCUUCCACGACGAUGAAAAGCAUUUUGCACGGCAAAUCUUAGACGGAUACUCCGUGGCCCCCUUUUUUGCGGAGUACCGGCACGACUACCUCGAAGCCGAAGCAGAGGUCGAGAAUAUAGACUGCGAUGAGCUGUUUCGGUGGUGCAGAUCGAAUAACGCGUUUGCUCUGCCAAAGUAUGUAAGCUCUAAAACGCCGAGAAAGGGGAGUUGGACUGCACUUGACCAUGCUACUCGGUUUCUCGUCCGCGUGCUACUAUUUAGUUGGGAUAACGGCGGCGACUGGAAUCAUGGAUGUUUUGAUCCUGAUAAUGAUCAGGAUUUUGAGAGCGACAAGGAGUUUCAUCAGGUGUGGGCCAUCCUACGGUACUUACAGAUGGAAUGGGAGGCUGCUAAUAUCGAAGAAUGGGAGGGAGAUGGCUUGAGCGAGACUCUGGCGGGUAUGCUAUCCAGUAGGUUGUAAUUUAGGAAAAGGGGGGGGAGAGGAGGAGGUUAAUGUCGAGUAGUAUUAUUCUCUCCACAUAGCUACUAGUAUGGUUACAGGUUAAUUCAUACGAGAUUCUGGAGGGUUGAAGCGGUUAGUAUCAUUAGAGCCGACCAUUUCAUACCCAUAUGCAGGCUUCUACACUAUCGAUUCACA
Daldinia caldariorum is the source of this 821-nucleotide messenger RNA. RefSeq lists its product as uncharacterized. The record is from RefSeq and is a predicted model, not a curated record. The transcript has a single exon. NCBI's taxonomy places the organism in Eukaryota, Fungi, Ascomycota, Sordariomycetes, Xylariales, Hypoxylaceae. Bases 102 to 644 code for a protein of 180 amino acids.